Messenger RNA from Closterium sp. NIES-67, 3287 nucleotides. Lineage: Eukaryota; Viridiplantae; Streptophyta; Zygnematophyceae; Desmidiales; Closteriaceae. The record is from the annotation of a GenBank genome assembly.
ACUUCUCGCCCACUCACGCCCUGGGUGGGAGGAGUGACGUAGUGUCAGAAUUUCACCUACCUCCGUCACCUCUUUCAUACCCGCUAAUCUCGACUCGUCCCGUCCCGUCUCGUGACGCAUAUGCCGCUCAUAGCAAUCGGCGUCGCGAAUGCGUUGGCCCGGGAACAUGAUUUCCGUUCGCUACUGCGGCUAAAUCCCCGAAAGCUUUCGCUCGUUUCGAGUGAUCGAGGCUCGUAUUGGCGAGAACAGAUACCAUUUGUGAUCCUUUCUCCCUGGACACAAGCGCCGCGCCUCUACAGCAGCUGCUGCUCGACCUGCUUGUUAACACGCUGUUAGGGAGGAACGACGCCUAAAUUGCUGAUGUCUUUGGCAAGCCAACGCUUUUUUGGUUUUUUUCUUCCAGAGGCAUUAGCUCUAUCCGUGGUCUCCGCUUGUUCGUGGUAGGGAAGUGGUCGACCGUUUGUCAUUAGACGAGGUGUUAGUUGGUUUUACCCCAAGGAUUACGGGAGUAAAACAGGAAUCCUUCUGUUUCCGUGUUGCAUCUGCUGAGUCCUCCGAUGUCGCGAGAUGGACGGUUUCGAUUAAUCUCCACUCAUUCCUGUAAUCUCAGGGCUAAUUUAUCACGUUCCAGUGGUCGCAGACUAAAUCGCAGAUUUUCCGAAGUUCAUUAGAUUUGGUCCCUGAGUUAAUAAUUGGUGCGUAGAAUUGUGCAGACUAUGGCAGGAAGCGACCCGUGGCUGUAACCCUGCUGAUCUUCUUACCUCCUGUCAAGCGCAUAUACCCGCUAGAAGCAGUGCGAGGUUCCGUUAUAGUGGAAAAUUUGCGGGCUUAUAACGGGAAGCAGCAUGGCGAAGGUAGCGGAUCUUAUAAUGGGGAUGGGAAUUUCGCACGGGACUGAGUUGUUACUCGCCUACAGCCCGUUCGGCGAAUUCAGCGAGCUGCUUCGCGAAACGCUGAAGAAGGUUCCUCCCAACAUGCAAUGGUUCUCGUGGGGCUUUGACCAAGUGAUCUUCCUCUUCCACAUGCACCUAGGGUAUAUAUUCUCCAUAGCAGCAUACGAGUGCUUCACACGCAAAGAAGCUCGCAGCAAACUCACCGCCCUCCGGGACCUUUUCCUCUCCUCCUCCUCCUCCACCCCAUCUCCCCCCGAAAAACCUUCCGACCUGCCCGAACCCGCCCGCGAAACCCUCGAAAAAACCAUGAAAUCAUGGAUUGUGAAUUCCCGCGGGGUGGUACCGGCCCGGCUCAUCCUAAUCCUCCACCCGGGGGCUCCCAAGAAAUUCCUGACUAAGGAAGACCAAGCGCCCGACUUCGUACAAGCGGCCGAAGGGAGCGGGACUGCCCGGCUCAAAAGCGCUCUGGAGGAAAUCGAUGAGAACGACGACGACUUUGUGUUCACCAUCCGCAAGCCAGGGGCCGGGAGCGGUGGGGGGGAUGAUGACGAUGGUGAGGACUUCGUUUUCAACAUCCCAAAGAAGAUUGUGCAGGCGGUUGCCGCCCCGAUGAUCUUCACCAGCCCGCAUCCCCGGCAGAUGCCUGCCUUCGCUGCUGGCCCCACUGCUGGUUCUGGCGGCGGCGGCGGCGGCGGCAACAGUGGGAGUAACAACCGGGUGCCAUCGGGGCAACAAUCAGGCAGAAAAAGUCCUGCUAUGUCGGGUGCAAAGGUCUCUCCAGAUGAUGCAGAUGGGGGGAAGGACGGGGGGGGGACGUGGGAGGGGGAGAAGAUCCGCGGGCAGGUGGGCAUGCUGGCGCCCUCCGGGCUGACCUGGGAGGAGGAGAUCGCGUCUCAGCUGGCGUCUGUAGGCGUGCUGGUGGGUCCAGCUAAGGCGCAGGCAGUGGCUGCUGCCGCUGCUGCUGUGAAGGAAGGGAAAGCGGGUGCGGGUGAUGGUUCUGGCGGCGGCGGUGCUGGUGGUGGUGGUGGGACAGGAGGCGGGGGGGCAGGCGGAGGGGCAGCAGCAGCUGCAGGAGGAGCAGCAGGAGGAGCAGGAGCACCGGGUGCGACUGCCCCGAGAAACAGGCAGAGCCAGCCGGCGCUGGACCACGCCCGCUCCUUCUCCACUGCAGGGGCGGGCGUCGGGUUCGGCAUGCAGGGCUCGAGGCUCAUAGACCGCGCGUAUGUGGGCAUGCCCGCCCAGGCUGCAGGUCGGCUGUUCGCGCGCAACACCUCCGUGCCCAAUGGGGGCAGGCCAGCUGGCGGGGCGAUCGGGGCGGGGUUUGGUGGGGGGCUGGGGCGGCUGGCUAGGGGGAUAAAAAAGACGUUCAACCUGCAGAGCAGCCAUGACAAGCUGAUCGGGUGACUAGAUGAAGAGAGUGUGCUUGACAUGGCCCAGAGUUUGGAGCAGCGUUCGGUGGUGUGGAGACCUGGGAAGGCUGGGACGGGGGCUGAAGAAGACGGUUGGUUCAACCUGCAGAGCAGCCAUGAUAAGUUGAUCGGGUGACUCGAUGCAGAGAGUGCACUUCACAUGGCUCAGAGUUUGAAGCAGGGUUCGGUGGAGGCCUGGGAAGGCUGGUGGGAGGGUUGAAGAAGACGUUCAACCUGCAGAGCAGCCAUUACAAGCAGAUUGGGUGGGAUGCUGAGGUGUCAUAGGAGCGGACUGGGCGAUCUUGCGAGAAGUCGUAGGAGAGGAUUGAGUGAUCUACCAAGGAGAGUUGUGAGGCAGCUCAUAAUCUGGAGCAGGGUUUGGUGGGGGCAUAGGAAGGCUGAGGGGGGGGCUGAAGAAUAAUGUUCAAUCUGCAGAGCAGCCAUGACAAGCUGAUUGGGCGAGAUGUUGAGGAGUCAUAAAAACGCAUUGGGUGGUCUACAAUGCAGAGUUGUGAGGCCGCUCAGGAUUUGGAGCUGGGUCUGGUGGGGGGCUUGGGCUUUGUCGCCAGGGGGCUAAAUAUGAGCGUCUAAUUUGCAGAGCAGCCAUAACAGGCUGAUUUGGCAGGAGCGGAUUGGGUUGUUUACAAAGGAGAGAUGUGAGGCGGCUCCUAGUUUGGAGCAGGGUUUAGUGGGGAGCAGCCAUGACAAGCUGAUUGGGGGAUUUGGUGAGGAGUUUUUUUCUAUGCAGGUAAAGCAACCAACAGGGUCUGGGUCUGGUGGUGGGCUUGGGUUGGGAUGGGAGGCUGAAGAAAUGUUUGAUUUGCUGAUCAGUUGUGUUCCGAGAAGGAUGGAUGCGCUACUCGUUCCUGCUACAGCAACUAGUGGGGUUUAUCAGGCAUCAAGGGGUCAUCACUAUGAGGUGUUACGCUGUCUAAGUGCGUCACAAACAUGUGAUUGUAUCUCAUAACAAAUGCGGUCCACCCUG